Molecule: messenger RNA, 1412 nt
Organism: Suncus etruscus (white-toothed pygmy shrew)
Lineage: Eukaryota; Metazoa; Chordata; Mammalia; Eulipotyphla; Soricidae
Gene: CLEC14A
Product: C-type lectin domain containing 14A
Exons: 1
Coding region: 1-1407 (468 amino acids)
Biological process (GO): cell migration
Cellular component (GO): external side of plasma membrane; extracellular matrix
Molecular function (GO): extracellular matrix protein binding; extracellular matrix binding
Source: RefSeq, a predicted model, not a curated record
AUGAGGCCAGCGCUUGCCCUCUGUCUCCUUUGGCAGGUAUUCUGGACCCCGAGAGGUCGGGCUGAGCACCCCACCGCCGACCGUGCGGGCUGCUCGGCCUCGGGGGCCUGCUAUAGCUUGCACCACGCGACCAUCAAGCGGGUGGCGGCCCAGGAGGCCUGCAACUUGCGAGGCGGAGCGCUCAGCACCGCGCACGAAGGUGCAGAAUUGCGCGCGGUGCUCGAGCUCGUGCGGGCCGGCCCCGGGCCGGGAGGAGGCUCCAAAGACUUGCUUUUUUGGGUGGCCCUGGAGCGAGGGCGCUCCAACUGCACCCUUGAGAAGGAGCCGCUGCGGGGCUUCUCCUGGUUGUCGUCGGAGGUCGGUAACUCCGACCAUGACUCGACUACUCCAACGUUGCAUUGGGUAGAGGAGCCUCAGCGCUCCUGCACAGCGCGAAAGUGUGCGGGGCUUCAGGUCUCUAGAGGGGUGGAUCCCGCAGGCUGGAAGGAGAUGAAGUGCCACCAGCGUGCCAAUGGCUACUUGUGCAAGUACCAGUUUGAGGGGCUGUGCCCUGCGCCGCGCCCCGGGGCCGCAUCGAACUUGAGCUACCGCGCGCCUUUCCAGCUGCACAGCGCCGCCUUGGACUUCAGUCCGCCCGGGACCGAGGUGAGUGCCGUCUGUCCCGGGCCAAUCUCCGUGACAGCCACCUGCAUCGCGGACGAGGGCGGCUGGCACUGGGACGGGAUCGACCCCGGGAGUCCUCUCUGUCCCUGUACCGGGCCCUACCUCCGGGCGGGCAAGUGCGCGCAGCUGGAAGAGUGCCUGGAUAACUCUGGAGGCUUCAGCUGCGAGUGCGCUCCUGGCUUCUUUCUGGGCAAAGACCGACGCUCUUGUGUGACCCAAGAGGCAGCACAGUGGCCAACUCCAGGAGGGACCCAGGUGCCCGACCCACUGACACCACUCACCGCAGCGAGCCCCGUCUCCGUCUCCAAGAAACCUGACUUGCCUAGCGUCCACCAGGAGCUUGGAGAGGUCCCCGGACUAGGCGGCUCAACCACGUCUGCUCCUGAGAUUCCCUUUUGGGGAACAAAGAGCACAACCCCUGCCCUUCAGAUGACUUCACAAACCUCCAUGACAAAAGACACUGUCCCCUCUGUAAGACUGACGACUCCUAUGUUUAAUUCCACAUCUUCCCCGGCCGCCCCCCAAGUGUUCGACUCCUCCACCGUGGUCCUUAUUCUUGUGUCAGUCGCUAUAGUUGUGUUGGUGAUCUUAACCAUGACAGUACUGGGCCUUUUCAAACUUUGCUUCCACAAGAGCCCUUCCUCGCAGUCCAACAAGGGACAGCUGACCCGAUCAGAGUUGGAGAAAGGGGCUCAGGAAGCCCGUCUGAGUUCUACUUCUGGGUCUAGGCCUGACCAGGGGUGAAUGCA